Pollicipes pollicipes is the source of this 3579-nucleotide messenger RNA. Its product is annotated as ecdysone receptor. Gene Ontology annotation, cellular component: nucleus; RNA polymerase II transcription regulator complex. Gene Ontology annotation, biological process: positive regulation of transcription by RNA polymerase II; ecdysone receptor signaling pathway; negative regulation of transcription by RNA polymerase II. The transcript is spliced from 10 exons. Gene Ontology annotation, molecular function: zinc ion binding; RNA polymerase II cis-regulatory region sequence-specific DNA binding; ecdysone binding. Bases 320 to 1936 code for a protein of 538 amino acids. The record is from RefSeq and is a predicted model, not a curated record. Lineage: Eukaryota; Metazoa; Arthropoda; Thecostraca; Pollicipedomorpha; Pollicipedidae.
AGCGCGGAGCGAGGCGCGUGCUGGUGACCGGCGCCGCAGUGACCGGCGUGACAUUGACCUUGCCGCACGCGCCGGGCUGAGUGCAGCCGCAGCGGGCGGGUGCGUCGGUGGUGGUGACAGGGACAGGGCAGCGGCCCCUGGCUGUGGUGCAUCGGCCAGUGUCCGUCUCCUGCGCAGCGCAGCGCCGCGCCCGUCCGUGAUUGGACCUGCAGCCAAGUGACGGAGGGCGCGUGGUAGCGGAGUGGCGAUGGGCCUGCCGGGCUGACGGCCGCGCCCCGCCCGCCUCACCCUGGCGACCAUUUCGGUGUCGUCGCUCAUUAUGGAGAUGCGGCGCGGCAGCUCGCCGCUCUCGUCCGGGCCGCUGUUCAAGCUGGCCGCCUCGCCGACCGGCUACCUGGCGGCGCCGGGCCUACUGACGACGGUGGCCGGCCGCGCCGCGCUCAUCAAGCAGGAGCCGAUGGUGGGCUCGCCGGAGCCGGGCCUGCCGCGUCGGCCCGGCCCCGAGGAGUGGCUGCCGUCGCCGAACCAGACCAGUCUCGACUCGACCUCGCCGUUCGGCGCGCCGCCCGGCGGCCAGACCGGGGCCGGCUUCUCCGUGUCGCCCAUGUCGUCCAGCAGCUACGACCCCUACUCGCCCACGGGCAAGCAAGGUGAAGGAUCGAGGCACAUAUCGACGUCAUCUGUGGCUUCCAUUGAAGGCCCCGACGAGCUGGCGUCACCCUGCAGUAAUGGCCAGUACGGCAUGGAUGAUAAGAAGAAGAAGGGUCCGGCGCCGCGCCAGAACGAGGAGCUCUGCUUGGUCUGCGGCGACCGCGCCUCCGGCUACCACUACAACGCACUCACCUGCGAAGGCUGUAAAGGUUUCUUUAGAAGAAGCGUGACGAAAGACUCAGUGUAUGUAUGCAAAUAUGGCCAAAAUUGUGAAAUAGACAUGUACAUGCGGAGGAAAUGCCAAGAGUGUCGGCUGAAGAAAUGCAUCGCCGUCGGGAUGAGAACGGAAUGUGUGGUGCCGGAGUACCAGUGCCAGGUCAAGCGGGAGGCGAAGAAGGCGCAGCGCGAGCGGGACCGGCCCAACUCGACCACGUCGGCGCAGGACACGCCGGCCGACACCAAGCGGCAGCGGCUCGUCUCCGCCGGCUCGUCGCCGUCGGUGGCGGGCGCGGCCGGCAGCGGCGGCGGCAGUAUGCCGGCGCCACUCGCCUUCCCCGUCAACCGCAAGACGCUGACGGCCGAGCAGGACGAGCUCAUCAACAGGCUCGUCCGCUACCAGGAGGACUACGAGUCGCCCACCAAGGAGGACAUGCGUCGCUCAGCGUUGGAGCGGACCAGCUCGGACCCGGCCGUGCUGCAGUGUCAGCAGAUCACCGGGCUCACCGUGCUCACGCUGCGGCUCAUCGUCGAGUUCACCAAGCAGCUGCCCGGCUUCCAGGACAAGCUCUCGCGGGAGGACCAGAUCUGCUUAGUCAAGGAAUGCUCAAGCGAGGUGAUGAUGCUGCGGUGCGCGCGCCGUUACGACGAGGGCACCGAGUCGAUCGUGUUCGCCAACAACUACCCGUACACGCGCGAGGCGUACGAGCGCGCCGGCCUGGACGCUGCCACCAUCGACAAGAACUUCAAGUUCUGCAAGAAGAUGUGCAAGAUGAAGGUGGACAACGCCGAGUACGCUCUACUCACGGCCAUCGACAUCUUCUCAGACCGCUUCAUGCUGCACGAACCGGACAAGGUGGAGCGGAUUCAGUCCAUCUACGUGGAGGCGCUGCGGGCGUACGUGGACUGCCAGCGGCCGCAGCCGACCGGCGUCACCUUCGCCAAGCUGCUCAGUGUGCUGACCGAGGUGCGCCAGCUGGGCAAGCUGAACACCGAACUCUGCUGGUCGCUCAAGCUGCACAAGCCGCUGCCGCCGUUCCUGCACGAGAUUUGGGACGUGCCCACCUAGUGGCCGGAGUCGAGGCGACUUGCGGCGCGCGCGCCGGCCGGCCGGCGGCGCACGCGCACCAGUGCCUUGGCGGGUCGUGGCGCGGCGCAGACGGACUGCCCAGCAGCCGCCGGUGACGGCACGUGACGUCGCGCCGGGCGGCCGCGUCUGACACUGCGGCGAGACUCGUCGCGGCGCGGCGCGGCGCGGCGCGGCGUGCCGUGCGUCGUCAUGGAACUGCGGUGUGUGGUGUCCACAGAGGCCAGCUGUAUUUUAUUCCCAUAACGGCCCCGCUUUUUAUAGCUCAUGACCAUUGUUAUACGUGACACUUACAUCUCAUUUUGUGUACAAACUUGUAUGAUUUUCAUCGCAUCGGUGUGUCGGCGUCCUGCGUUGUGAGCGCCCCUGCCCUUAUUUAUUCUGAUGGUUGAUUUGUAUCUUUCGCUGUCCGCUCUUCCAUCCAGACGCGUGUGCAAACACUUUUGCAGUGCUAUUUUAAGUUGGCAAAGCGGUGUUUGUGCAAUAUUGACACCAAAUCCGAGGUUGGACUCCAUAAUAGCCGACAGUAGCUGUUGUUGAUGGGACCUAUCCGCGGACUGGCGGAGCCGCCUGCCGUCCGCUCUCUGAGCAGAAGCCGGGAGCUCUCUCCUCUCCAUAAUCCCGCCGGUGGUCAGCGCUGCCGGCUCGGACGCCGCCUCCGCCGGCUCCUAGGUUGUGAUGAGAUGUUCGCGGAAGGGCGCUGAUAUUAGUGGGAGCGUGGUGUGUCUGGUGUCUGUGACCACGGAGCCGGGUGUUAAGGGCUGGCAUCACCGCUGCUCUCUCGAUCGCUCGUGAUAGCUGCACCGAACGCCAACAAUCGGAGUGCGCUGUUUUCCUGUGACGCGGGCCGCGGUGUUCUACAUUGGUUUGAGUGAACUGCAUGCAUCGUUUGGGACGAAAUGUCUGUUAAUUUGGCGCCAAAAUGGCAAAUUGCACUGUGCAGUAAGAAAACAAUUAAUCGGGCAUGUUUGAAGGUAGCCAGGGUUUGCCUGUUGAAACGGCGUAUUUCACUUGAUUUAGACGCCAAUCUUGGCUCGUGAUGGUUCGCAUGUGCACUGCAAGUAUGCUUGUAAUAGGAAAACGGGAUAUUAUCUCAAAUUGUGUCGUUUCAUGUCGUAAAAAUGGCCCUCAGCCUCCGGUGGAACCCAAAGAGCUCCUACCUGCCUAGCAGACCCGACCCCGCAAACAGCUGCCGUUUCGUAUAUCCAGUGAGCGUUGCCAGACGAGUUUGUCGGGGCCCGUUUCAGUGGCCUCAGGACGUGGCGUCCGUGCUGGGCUAGCGUCCCCUGGUCGGCCGCCUCGGGGCGCGCGCGGACCACGCCCCCUCCCGGCCCUGGACAGUGCUGAAAGUACAAAGUCGUCUGAUACAAUCGAACGCAUCCGGCGGCUCGCUGACCCGAGCGAGAGAGCGAGUUUGUACACAUUUCAUUUGUACAUAGGUGGUCAUAGACUGUACCUGCUGUUGGUGUGCGUGCGUGUGCGUGUGCUGGCGGGCGCUCGCCCGAAGCGAUGUGGGGCUCCACGCUCGCCAGUGCAUCUCCGAACGUGUGAGCCUUUUUAUAUGCAAGGGAACGGUUUAGUCCUCUUAUUUUUGUCCAAUAAACUGCAAAUGUGCGAGGAUGUCA